Momordica charantia (bitter melon) is the source of this 1465-nucleotide messenger RNA. The record is from RefSeq and is a predicted model, not a curated record. NCBI's taxonomy places the organism in Eukaryota, Viridiplantae, Streptophyta, Magnoliopsida, Cucurbitales, Cucurbitaceae.
AACAUGAAAGUGUUAUAAAAAAAGGGGGAAAUUUUUUUAGAGGAACGAGGCGGUGGAUGAAGAAGGAUCGGCGUGCUUGAAUUCUUUCGGCCGCCGAUAGAAUCCAAGGUCCGUUGCUCGAUAAUUCUUCGUCCCAGACCGAAGCUUAUUUUUCCCCCUUUUUUUCCUGUGGAAAAAUUCUCUCGAUUUCGCAGACGAUUUCCGAUUUCAUUCUCUUUUGUUGAGAGAUUGGUAGAAGACGAAGAAGAAGAAGAGAAGUUGCGCGUAUGGGGAAAAUGUUCUGUAGACUUGCUUUGGUGUCGAAGAAGAAGAAGAGUGGAGCAGUGCCGGUUUAUUUGAACGUCUAUGAUCUGACGCCGAUCAAUGGCUACGCGUAUUGGUUCGGUCUCGGGGUCUACCAUUCGGGCGUGCAAGUUCAUGGAGUUGAAUAUGCGUUUGGAGCACAUGAUCAUGCAACUUCAGGGAUAUUUGAGGUAGAACCAAGACAAUGUCCUGGUUUUACAUUUAGGAAAUCAAUUUGCAUAGGACGAACGAAUCUCGGUCCAAAAGAGGUUCGAUCGUUUAUGGAGAAACUAGCCGAAGAGUACUCUGGCAACACAUAUCAUUUGAUAACAAAAAAUUGCAACCACUUUUGCAACGAUGUGUGCGUAAGGUUGGCAGGAAAACCAAUCCCUAGCUGGGUCAACCGUCUUGCCCGACUUGGUCUUUUCUGCAACUGUGUUCUUCCAGCGAGUUUGAACGAAGCUAAGGUUCGGCAAGUGAGACCAGGAGGUAGGAUUAGCCAAGGUGUAAAGAAGCAAUUGAGAAGCAACCCGCAUAGCGAAGGUGUAAAGAAGCAAUUGAGAAGCAACCCGCAUAGCGAAGGUGUAAAGAAGCAAUUGAGAAGCAACCCAGCUAGCGAAGGUGUAAAAAAGCAAUUGAGAAGCAACUCAAGUAGGCAUAAUAACGAAUCUCCUUCCAACUCUUCACCACCAACAUUGUCAUCCAAUCCUCCAAGUUCAUCAACCAUCAAAGUUGUCAAUAAUGGGAGUGACAGGGGUUUUGGACCUUGUGGUAUCACCUACUAUGAGUAUUUAGGUUCAAAUCCUGUGUUGACUAAAUGUAUAGGUUGACAAUAAAUUGGGAUUUAUAAAGCCAAGGGAUCGAAAUGUUUGAAGGUGUGUAAUUCAUAUUUGAGUUGAGCAAAAGAAAUUGUUCUACAAUGCUGAAACUUGAAUUUGUGUUGCUGGUAUUGAGUGCAUAAGAUGGGGAUGAGAUCGAAAUCACAACCGGAGUGCCUAAGGUUACGAUGGUAAAGUCUUUUAUGUUAUAUAAAAAUGAGUUUAAAUAGCUCAUGGAAUCAUACGAUUCAAAUAUAAACAUAAGUUCGAUGUUUUAGUCAUAAUUCAAUUAUAUAUGUAAGGGAAAAGUAGAGGUAGAAGAUUUCUUUUUUCCCCUCAACUUCUUAAUCUUUGGUUAUUUAACG